AUGUUUCUGAAACUGUGCCAGGGGGGCCUGGCCCGCAGGGUCGUAAAGACCGUGCCCCGCUCGCCUACGCAAAGGCGAGAAAUCAGGACCUUCCGUUUUACAACGAAACUGAACAAAUUACACACACAAAAUGAAGAAAUGGCUAGCUGUGAAAAAAAAAACCAAAAAAAAAUUAUGACCUGUUCAGGCGAUUUUGUGGAAAAAGGAAAAAACGCAGACAUACAUUUAGAGCGAAUGGAACAAGAGCAGGAAAGGUUUUAUGUGAACCGAACAAGGGAUGCCACCUGUGAGGGUGACGUGAACUACGUAGGCGAGGUCCCGCCGGGGGAAGAAAACACUUUUGAUGGUGUUAACCAGAAAGGGUUGUCAGAGGAGUAUAAAUUCAUCUUUGAGAGACCGAAGCACCUUGCACACGUGGAUGACGAGCCAAUACUGAGGAGACCAGGAUGCAUAAUAGACAUAAAAACUCUGUUAAGGAACAAUUGGAGCUUCCCAGCGGUGGGGUUUAAUAGCAAAUUAGAAAUUCCUAUUUACAAAUUUGAAUGUGGCCCUGAUGACGAGAACAUAAAGUAUAUGAGUGUGCCGAACGACAUAUUCGGGUUGCCCAUCAGGCCGGACAUACUACACAAGUGUUACUAUUUUUACAGAACUGCUUUGGCAGGGUACACAGAGCGGAUGCAACUGUACAAAUGGGAGUGGCCGGGGAGUACGAAAAAGUAUCGAAGUCAAAAAAAAAGUGGAAAAGCAAGAAUGAAUUGGAGAAAAACCUGCGGUAGGUAUUUGGGAGUGAAAAACCAUCCCCUCAGGCCAUUCGACCAGAGGACCAAGAUAAACAGAAAACUUUUGUGGAAGGGAAUGAAAAUUAUGUUAUCAGCCAAAUUUGCACAGGACCAAAUAAAAGUGGUAGACAAUUUUUUAAUUAAAUCACACAAAACCAAAUAUGCUGUGAAAUAUUUAAGAAAUAUAUUAGGGAAUAAUUGUAACAGUGCUCUGCUUGUGCAUGAAGGGAAAACAGACGUUAACGAUAAUUUUUUUUGGGCCUGCGCAAAUAUAGUUAGCGUUAAAAGGGAAAAUGUUCAUGGCGUAAACAUUUAUAAUUUACUGAAAUAUCGAUAUGUUGUUUUCACAUAUAAAGCAUUACAAAAUUUAAUUUACGAAUUGAAAACAUAUCCACACAAAAUGAAAUGGCUUCCUAAGUGUGCUACUCCAGACAAUUCUGUGGCGCCCAUACCAGAGAAGGUUAAAAACUGGGAUAUAACUUGGAAGGAAAAAAAAAGGAGAAAUAAUUUCGCCUUCUUCGAUAAAGAAGCUUUAAAAAAAAAUAUAGAAGAGUGGAAAUGGAGUAGCGAUUUGAAGGGCCCUCUCAAGGUUAAGAAGAAGGAUCCUUACAAGAAUUUCAUUUUGACAAAAUUUUCCUGCAAUGAGCCCCUUCCUGAAUUUGUUAAAUAUGAAUACCUCUUCAAUGUUGAGGAUUCCCUUGAUGCCGCACACGGGGAUGUAGACGCAGAUGCGGGGGGUAUCCUCGAGGAGAUGCUGAACGACGACGACUACUUGGAGGAACGCUCGGCGUUGUCCGCGCUCGGUCUGGGCGCCACCGGAAACGACCCAAGAGAAGUAAACAAUGAGGACGAUAACAAUGAGGACGACAACAACGAUGAUGACAAUGAUGAUGACAACGACGACAGUGAUCAUGAUGGUAAUGAUGAUGAUAAUGAUGAUGAUAAUGAUGAUGGUAACGAUGAUGGUAACGAUGAUGGGGAGUAUCCCCAUGAGGAGCUCCCCCCGCGUGAAUAG
This is a messenger RNA of Plasmodium knowlesi strain H, 1794 nucleotides long. Its product is annotated as ribosomal protein L4, mitochondrial, putative. Bases 1 to 1794 code for a protein of 597 amino acids. Gene Ontology annotation, molecular function: structural constituent of ribosome. The transcript has 2 exons. Gene Ontology annotation, cellular component: ribosome. Lineage: Eukaryota; Apicomplexa; Aconoidasida; Haemosporida; Plasmodiidae. The record is from RefSeq and is a predicted model, not a curated record. Gene Ontology annotation, biological process: translation.